Messenger RNA from Physella acuta, 1245 nucleotides. Its product is annotated as procathepsin L. Gene Ontology annotation, biological process: proteolysis. Gene Ontology annotation, molecular function: cysteine-type peptidase activity. The record is from RefSeq and is a predicted model, not a curated record. NCBI's taxonomy places the organism in Eukaryota, Metazoa, Mollusca, Gastropoda, Physidae.
GAGGCUAGGAAAGCAUGUGGCCACUGGUUGGACUAGAGGGUAAAAACUGACCACCUGCUUGUGCUGAUUACUUGUGUGCGGCUGUCCCUUCAAAACUUACAAGAUGCUGAGAGUUGUGAUUCUGGCAUUGGCCGUCUGCCUGGCGUCUGCCAGUAUGGAGGCCAACUGGGUCAUCUUUAAAGCCAAACAUAACAAAACCUACACAGGGGACGAUGACGUCAUCAGACGGUACAUCUGGCAAUCAAACCUGAAGACAAUCGAAGAACACAACGAGUUGUACGCUAAAGGUCUCAAGAGUUAUUACCUCAAGGAGAACAAGUACACGGAUAUGAGUCACGAAGAAUUCAGAGCAACCAUGAACGGACUCCGUCUGAACAAAGCUUUGAACCCUGGCAACUACGUUAGCGGUCUGUUGAGGGACGUUCUGCCUUCAUCCGUCGACUGGAGGAAGAAAGGCUACGUCACUAGGGUCAAGGACCAGGGUGCCUGUGGAUCCUGCUGGGCAUUCUCAUCCACGGGGUCUCUUGAGGGUCAGCACUUUAAACAGACGGGCAAGUUGGUCGAACUGUCCGAGUCUAACUUGGUCGACUGUUCCAGAAAAUGGGGAAACCUGGGCUGUAGAGGUGGUUUGAUGGAUCUGGCCUUCCAAUACGUCAUCGACAACAAGGGCAUUGACACCGAGGCUAGCUAUCCUUACUUAGAUGAGGAUCGCCCUUGUAAUUUCAAAGCAGCGGACGUUGGUGCCACCGUCAAGUCUUUCAAGGACAUUGAAGCCGGAAGUGAGGAUUCUCUAAUGCAAGCUGUGGCCACGGUUGGACCAGUCAGCGUGGCUAUUGAUGCCAGCGACCCACAUUUCCAGAGCUACGGCGGUGGUGUGUACGACCGCGUUGGCUGCAGCACCACCGAGCUGGACCACGCCGUGUUGGCUGUAGGAUAUGGCACCCUGGCAGGCAAGGACUACUGGAUCGUCAAAAACAGUUGGGGCCCAAGCUGGGGAGAUGAAGGUUACAUCCUGAUGUCCAGAAACAAGAAGAACCAGUGUGGUAUCGCCACAGCGGCCAGCUACCCCGUCAUGUGAAGACCUUGGUCCAGCCCACCCAGAACUUUCUUAUGUCAAGUGUGAUCUUUAUAAACACAUUUCACAUUGGUUUAGCCUAUAACAUUUCUUUAAUGACAGUUUAUGUAGAACAUAAAUAAUUACAUUAAUAACAUAGUUUAAAAAAAUAAAAUAGACUUGUUAACAUU